Molecule: messenger RNA, 3127 nt
Organism: Helianthus annuus (common sunflower)
Lineage: Eukaryota; Viridiplantae; Streptophyta; Magnoliopsida; Asterales; Asteraceae
Exons: 8
Coding region: 912-2909 (665 amino acids)
Source: RefSeq, a predicted model, not a curated record
UUUUUGUGAAUUUUGUUAGCAUUAUUGUUUUGAAUUUGUAUGGUGAGGAGGGUGAGAAUUAGAGCUAACUCUGUUUUUGUUAGUUUGCUAUCAGUUUGAUAUAGAUUUUUAAAGUGUUUUAUGAAAGAAUUCAUGUGUUUUUAUUUUUUAAAUAGAAUGAUUUUUGAUGUUGAGUGCAAAAAAAUAUAUUUCAUGUAUGUAAUUUUGGAUUGGGAGAAAUAAGGGUUUUUGCUCAAGUUUCUUGUGCUUUUGGUUACCCCCCUUUCUUGACUUGUUUGCUAAUAUAAUUUGCUUUUUAGGGGUUAAAUAUGUGUUUUUUGUUGUAAAAGAAAUGAUUUACUUGUUUAUUAUCAAUGGUUGUGUAGUUGUGUUCAAGGAUAGUGUGAAAAGUUGGUUUUUUCUGUAGUGGGUAAGUGAGGAAAUGGUUUGUAAAACAUGGGGGUGACUGGUUCAUGGUAAGUUUGAGAAGAGGAAUAGGUUUUGUAGCAUGUUUGAUAGCUACAAAUCAUGCAUAAGAUAAAGGUUGAAAAAGGGUGGGUGAAAGUAUUUAGGGUAAACUUUUUCAUUUUUCCCAAAUUGGUGAAAAAUGAUUCAUUGCCCAAAAUAAGUGAUACUUCAUUUUUUUAUAUAAGACCAACCGGAGGCGUUGAUUACCAUCACCGUUCCUUAUGACCGGUAACUCUCAACUUAGAAAUGGUGUAGUUAGGUUUGGACAACGAACAAACAAACGCACCCAGUAAAAUCCCACCUAUUGGUUGGGUCUCGGCUCGAAUUAGUGGUAUUGGAGGUACACAUUUCUUGCAGUGAUGUUGGCCUGAAGCUUUCAUGAGAUAUACGCCUCAUGAAUUUAAUAUAUUUAGCAUAUUAAUCGUCUUGAUAGCCUUCUAAAAUAUCAACUCCUGAAAGCGUCAAUGAUUGGUAGUAAAGUUGUGUUAACAUACAAGAGGAAGAGGCUCUCUUCAAGACCCGGUUUAGGGUUUGAAAAUGAGUUCCCUGAUCAAAAUCAUGGAUGUCAAACUUUAGAGGUCCUGAAAGCACCAGUUAAUAAAGAAGAAGUUUCAACACAUCAAUCUGAGCGAAAAGAUCCUGAGACACUGAAUCUAGGUGCUCUACAUAAUGGUGACAGCAAUGCAUUACAAAAGUGUGAAGUUUGUGAUUGUUCUUAUGAUGUUAAAGACAGAUUAUCGACUUUAGAAAAAGUCGGAAAUUCAUGUGACGACACAAUGGAAGUUAAAAAACCAGGUUUCCCGUUGAUAACAUUCAGUCGCAGAACAAGACAGAAAAAAACUGUGCAAGGAAAGUCAACUGCUGUGGAGAAAUAUGAUUUAGUGGCGGCUAAAACAAGUAAUUCUACGAUGGAUAAUGGUUGUCUUGUAGAUAUUUCGACAGAUUUAACAGGAAACGAUUCCAAUCCUAGAUAUUGCACUGCUAGUCAAGAAAAGAAGACCAUUGAAGAUGUUGAAAUCUGUGAUGUUGAUUCACUUUCUGCACCUAAAAUUGAAAUCAGUGAGAAGUCAACCAAUGGAGAGUUGACCACUGGAAGCUGCAUUUUAAAGGACAUCCCACUAAUAGCUGAAUCAUCAGCAGACGCACCACGGAUCUUAUUAAGUGAUGAUGCAGAAAGUGCUAAAGUUACCGUUCACAAAAAACAAGAGGAAGUCUCACUAGCUUCUUUUGAUUUGUCAAAGCCUCCACCUGAAUCAAGUGGUUUGGUGGACUGCAACUUAACACUGGAGUCUAGCUCUAACGUACAACUUCACAAUAAUGUAUCAGAAAAUCAUCGAGAAUCAACGGAUUCUACUAGCAGAAGUCAUUCCGUGGUUUUGCAUGAGUUCCCUUCUAGAAGCAGGGUACUGGAGUUGCUUGAUGACAGAAUUGGGGAGCCUUCAUUAUCUCGUGCUCCUCCAAGACUCUCUAGUAGCAGCCACAUGUUGGGCCCAGACCUCUCAUCGGCCGACAUUGGUCAAAGUCAACCAUCAAAAAAGAACUUUCUUCAGCUUUUUCCAGAAGACAGUAUUUUGCCAUCAAAAGAAACGUCUGUCAUGCAUUCGGCAUCCAACAGGAAACCGCUACACUUCAGGAGCUCAACACCCUUUCUGCCAAUUGAAUCUAGAAACAGUGCCAACUUUGAAGACAUGAGUGGGGUACAAUAUCCGUCUGACUCGGUAUCCUUAAUGAGACACAAGAUGAUGCUUGACAACAUUUUAAGUAAAGCAAGGGCUGUGAGUGUUAAACAGGGAAUUUUUUCAGACGGUUUUGACCAAUCAAAUGUAUGGUCGGAGGAGGAACUUGACUUUCUUUGGAUUGGUGUAAGAAGACACGGAAUGGGCAAUUGGGAUGCCAUUUUAAGGGAUCCGCGGCUGCACUUUUCAUCAUGGAGAUCACCACGUGAGUUAGCCGAGCGGUGGGAGGAAGAGCAGUCAAAUUUGUUGAGGACAAAACCGUCUUUUCACAUGAAACCGCUUAAGCCCACCAAGCAACACAAUCCUAUACUUGAUGAACCCCAACUCUCUCUUGGAUUUAGAAGAAGGUCAGCCGUUGACCCGUUUCCGGUCAAUGGUCCCAAGGGGAACUUAAACUUAAACUUACCCCAUUGGCUUAGGGAAGCGGUUAGCUUCCCUCCUUCAAGACCCGUUGAACAGGCUGGGGCUCCUGCGGUUUCCUACACGGGUCAUUCUGGCUUGAUGCAGUGGAUUAACCAACCCUUUUGUGGCCCCAAUAGAGCCAUGGGGAUGAUAGAUAGAAGAGGACCCGUGUUACAGCCAACAUCUGGUGCAACCCAUUGGGCCGAACCUCUCGUGCAAGCGGUUGCAGCGCGUCCAAUUAGUAAAGCAGAUGAAGUGAUUGUUAUCAACAGCGAUGCAUCUUCUGAAGAAACGAUAUCAGAUGAUCAUAGUGUUAGGAGUUAGGUGCAGGGGGUGUACUAGUAACUAUAUGAAGAACUUGUAGGUAGUUAGGUAUGGCUGUGUUGUGUACAGUUAAAUCUUAAUUAAGGAUUAUCUUGAAAACCAAAUUAAGGUUUUUAAACUUUGAUUAAGGGAUUUUGAGGUUGAAUUACAGGCUCCUAUGUGUUUUAGUCUGAAAAAUGUUUUUUUUUUUCAAGAUUUUACCCUUGUUAAUGUGUUUA